Messenger RNA from Oryza sativa Japonica Group (Japanese rice), 2462 nucleotides. RefSeq names its product cysteine-rich receptor-like protein kinase 10. Gene Ontology annotation, molecular function: ATP binding; protein serine/threonine kinase activity. Gene Ontology annotation, cellular component: plasma membrane. Lineage: Eukaryota; Viridiplantae; Streptophyta; Magnoliopsida; Poales; Poaceae. Gene Ontology annotation, biological process: protein phosphorylation. The record is from RefSeq and is a predicted model, not a curated record.
CCGCUAAGAGUGGAAGUACAUAUGUUAUACUUUUUUUUUCAUCGGUUAUGCGUCACGGAUUAAUUAUAAGUGUCAGCCGAAAGAAAGAAGAUCUCAGCCAAGCAGAUUUUUCAAGCCACCUUGCUUGACACUUUGGUCAGCUUUGUCAAAAAUGUAUCGGUCUUCACAUUGUUGCACGGCAUAUGAAAGAAACUUGGCGGACUUUUAAGCGCCCGUUACCCAAGUUCUACAAUAUAAGUCCACAUAUAUACAGUUAAUCACUCGACCGAUCAUGACCAGCGCCAUGACUGUGCCGACGAUGUUGUGGUCCACCCUAGUACCAUUGGUGCUGCUUGCUCCUCUCUUCUCCAUCCCCCGCCAUUGCCGCGCUCAGGUGCUCAUGAACUACUCCUGCAACAACGGUAGCUCCUACGCCGAGAACUCCACCUACGACUCCAACGUCCGCGCCGUGCUCGCCACGCUGUCCGCCAGCACGCCCAACGCCACCACAGGCUUCGCCACCGCGUCGGCAGGGCGCGGCGCGGACACGGUCUGGGGCCUUGCGCUCUGCCGGGGUGACACCGACCAUGCCGUGUGCGCGUCCUGCGUCGCCGCCGUGCCGGCUAUCGCCUUCCACCAGUGCCGCGGCGUCAGGGACGUGACCGUCUUCUACGACCGCUGCAUCGCGCGGUUCUCGUACGGGGACUUCACGGCGAGGCCCGACAAUACGGAGGUGCUCAUGGUAAGCCCCAGCAAGUACCAAGCCACCGUCAACGCAGGCCACUUCGACGCGCUCGUGACACGCCUCGCUGGUGCGCUGGCGGACUGGGCGGCGUACAACUCGACGUUGAGGUACGCCGCAGGGGUGAUGGCCUCGAGCGACGGGUUCCCGUCAACAACGGGGUACAUGGUGCACAACAUCUAUGGGCUGGUGCAGUGUGCACCAGACCUGGCGCCGCCGGCGUGCCGCGCGUGUCUCCAGGCGCUCAUCGUCGACAUGCCCCAGGCUUUUGGUGGAAGGAUUGGGGGGCAGUUCAAUGCUGUGUGGUGCAACCUUAGGUAUGAGACAUCGGUCUUCUACGACGGUGACCCAGCGGUGAGGCUCGUCGCGUCGCCAUCACUCGAGGGUCCCAACAUUAAUGGUUCAACAACUCUGAUUAUAGGAAACAGGAGAAGGCGCCCAAAUGCCGCAACUGUUGUUGUAUCUGUCCUUGCUGCUGUAAUAAUUGCACUUCUGUCUGUGCUCUCCAUUUACCUCUGGAGAAAAUUGCAAGCAAAACAAUAUACUGCUGACCAAGAUGUCGAAGCAGGUUCACUUCUAUUUGACCUGGCAACAUUAAGGAAGGCAACAGCUAAUUUUGCAGAAGUUAACAAGCUCGGGCAUGGUGGUUUUGGAGCUGUAUACAAGGGAUUCUUGCGAGAUGGAGAGGAGAUAGCUGUCAAAAGGCUCGACAAGGCCUCGGGACAAGGCAUUGAGCAGCUGAGAAAUGAACUCCUAUUGGUUGCCAAACUCCGGCACAACAAUCUUGCAAAACUUCUAGGUGUUUGCAUCAAGGGGGAGGAGAAGCUGCUCGUGUAUGAGUACCUUCCUAAUCGAAGCCUCGACACCUUUCUUUUUGAUCCGGAGAAGAGAGGCCAGUUAAUCUGGGAAACGAGAUACCAUAUCAUACAUGGGACAGCACGAGGCUUAGUCUACCUUCAUGAAGAUUCACACAUAAAAAUAAUACAUCGUGACCUCAAGGCCAGCAAUGUACUGCUAGACUCUAGCAUGAACCCAAAAAUCUCUGACUUUGGCUUGGCAAGGCUUUUCGAUGGCAACAAGACUGCUAGUGUCACAAGCCAUGUCGUCGGGACACUAGGAUAUAUGGCGCCUGAGUAUGCAGUUCUUGGGCUCCUAUCAGUCAAGUUAGAUGUCUACAGCUUCGGAGUUUUAGUUCUGGAGGUAGUGACAGGAAGGAGGAACACCGAUGUGUUUGGUGCAGUGGAAGAAUCCAACAAUUUGCUAAGCUAUGUCUGGGAUCACUGGGUGAAGGGGACGCCACUGGCGAUCGUCGACGCGUCACUGCUCGGCGACGGCCGUGGUCCGCCGGAGAGCGAAAUGCUCAAGUGCAUCCAGCUCGGUCUCCUCUGUGUCCAGGAAAAUCCGGCGGACCGGCCGACGAUGCUGCACAUCCUUGUAAUGCUCCAUGACGUUGAUGCUACCAGCUUCGCUGCGCCGUCGAAACCAGCGUUCACCUUCGUGAAUGGUGGGCACACGACAGGUUCUAGCUCAAACGUGGCCGCAUUAUCUUUGAAUGAGGUGUCCAUAUCGGAGUUUCAUCCUAGAUAGAAGAAAAAUGUAUAUUUGUGCCACUCUAAACUCUAAAGUUACCACUUCAGACAUGCUCCGGUUUAGUUUGUCUUGAAAUAUUGUAGCUGCAUUAUGUGUGAGUGUGAAUUACUACAUAAGCCUAAAAUGAAUAUCAUUCAAACAUUGUCACUCA